AUGUCUUCACAACAAUCAUCACGGGGCAGCGCCUACUCAUCCACCACCUCCUCGCCCUACCAACACGCCUACUACUAUGACGUCCCAGCCCAGGCCACCUGGAUGAAGGUCAUCCCUAUCGAGGACGACGAGCUCACCUUCGGCGGCAAGCCCCUGUCAGACUGGCACGAGGAGGACCUGCGCCGCUACAGCAGCUCCAGCUUUGACUCACACGACGAGCAUCGCGGCCGCACGCGCCAGCGCGCCUACUAUGAGCCUACUUCGGCGCCCUCCUCUGGCGCCACAACGAGCAGUGGUCAUGGACACCACCACAAGCACGGGCACAAGCACCACCACAAGAAGAGUGACAAGAAGAAAUGA
Diaporthe amygdali is the source of this 360-nucleotide messenger RNA. RefSeq lists its product as uncharacterized. The record is from RefSeq and is a predicted model, not a curated record. Lineage: Eukaryota; Fungi; Ascomycota; Sordariomycetes; Diaporthales; Diaporthaceae. The coding region runs from base 1 to 360 and encodes 119 amino acids. The transcript has a single exon.